Messenger RNA from Halteromyces radiatus, 1396 nucleotides. Its product is annotated as EXS family-domain-containing protein. NCBI's taxonomy places the organism in Eukaryota, Fungi, Mucoromycota, Mucoromycetes, Mucorales, Cunninghamellaceae. The coding region runs from base 72 to 1337 and encodes 421 amino acids. Gene Ontology annotation, cellular component: plasma membrane; cytoplasm; Golgi apparatus. The record is from RefSeq and is a predicted model, not a curated record. Gene Ontology annotation, biological process: cellular response to phosphate starvation; phosphate ion transport. The transcript is spliced from 4 exons. Gene Ontology annotation, molecular function: inositol hexakisphosphate binding.
GUAUCUUCAAAGAUAUUGACUUUUUUUUUGACUAGUUACCGGCGUUUUUAUUAUUUAUCAGUUCCAUCAUCAUGUACAUAGAUUUUUCACAAUGGUUUGGUGAUAUGCUUCCAUCAGAAUUAUGUCCACUUGUUUUAUUUGUGACGAUGAUGGGGAUUCUCUUUUGUCCAUUUAAUCUGAUGUAUUUCUCGGCAAGAAAAUGGCUUGGGGUGGCUCUAGGACGGAUCCUUCUUAGUUACUGUUUCCCUGUGGAAUUUCGAGACUUCUUUAUUGCCGAUGAACUCAAUAGUCUGUCGUACUCCUUUUGGACUUGUUCCUACUUCUUUUGUGCUUAUGGUUGGCAUUGGAUUGGUAUCCCUGAUCAUUGUCCCAUGUCUACUUCUUGGUUAACUCCACUCUUGGCCUCCUUACCACCUUGGUGGCGUUUACUUCAAUGUUUUCGUAGGUACAAGGAUUCGAAUGAAAAAGUCCAUUUAAUCAAUGGCGCUAAAUAUAUGAGUAGUAUAUUAGCAACUUUGAUGAGUGGUUUGCGUCGUAUUCAUGGUAAUCAAUGGACUCUGUGUUUAUGGAUCAUUAUUUCUCUCAUCAAUUCUUGUUAUACUUCUACUUGGGACAUUAAAAUGGAUUGGGGAUUAAUGCAAUCAAAUAGUCAAUACUGGCUUUUAAGAGAUGAACUUGUCUUUCAUCGAUGGGCUUAUUACAUGGCGAUGCCUAUCAAUAUUGCCCUUCGAUUCUCUUGGACACUUACCUUUUUCCAUUUCCAUAUUCAUGGUGAUAUCUUGGGCUUUCUUAUUGCAUUAUUAGAAGGGAUACGAAGAAUUCAAUGGAAUAUUUUUCGACUUGAAAAUGAGCAUUUAAAUAAUUGUGGACAAUAUCGUGCCAUUAAAGAAAUCCCAUUACCUUUUGCUAUGAUGGAAGAUCAUGAUCAUAUCAAGUUUCAUCAACCAAAUGUAUUUGAUCAAGAUAUUAUUGAACAUGGACAAAACUAUUCACCACCAUCACCAACAGACCAAUUCCAUGAUAUUCAACCACCUCCAUCACCUAUUCCUGUGAAUACAUCAAGAGCAUCAUCCAUGCGACAUUCUUAUCAAGGAGGUUCCUUUUAUGGCAAACGAGAUUUCGAAAAUAAGCAUGAUAGAGAAGAAAAUGAUUUCCUCUCCACACCAAAUUCCCAUCAAAGUCGUCAUAUUUCGGCUCAAUCCUCGCCUUUGGAUCAAGUGUUGACGCGUAUCCGUAGUUUGACUACUUCCCAUAAUAGUGAUGUUAGUGAUACCGAACAUGAGGAUGAUCUAGAUAGUGAUGAUGAUGAUGAUGGUGAUGAUGAUGAUGAUUUAUGAAGAAAAAAAAUAUAUAUAUUUCUGCUUAUAUUUUAUUUAUAUAGAUAUCCUUUUUUUUU